Molecule: messenger RNA, 1912 nt
Organism: Hippocampus zosterae (dwarf seahorse)
Lineage: Eukaryota; Metazoa; Chordata; Actinopteri; Syngnathiformes; Syngnathidae
Gene: tekt3
Product: tektin 3
Exons: 7
Coding region: 230-1804 (524 amino acids)
Biological process (GO): cilium assembly; cilium movement involved in cell motility
Cellular component (GO): nucleus; microtubule cytoskeleton; sperm flagellum
Source: RefSeq, a predicted model, not a curated record
GUGUUUACAUUGUACUGUAGCUUUUUCAAGUGCAAGAUUGUGUCAUUUUAUACUCGGGGGGGAGGGGGGGGGGGGGGUUCUGCUUCUUGUAUUGACAAAGUAAAAGCACCUGCUCAGCAUGAACGCGGCCCGCCGGGGAGGGCGGCGGUAACCCGCGGCAACCAGCAUUGUGUCAACAGAAAUCUUGGAGCGGCCACUUGACGCUGCCAUUGGCUGGCCUGGCCAAUGAAUGACUUGGGCACUUCGAAUACCUCAAUGUAUUAUGCAUGUGCCAUCACCUUGCGGAGGACUUGAGCUCAUUUUGCAGGUGAGUGACACGGAGAAAGGGAAGCUCCAAGUCCUGUCGCUAAAAGGAAGAUUUUUAGGCAUGGAGAUGACAGAGUCAUACGUUCGACCCAAGACGGCCCACUUCCUGCCCGCCAUCUCCACCAUGGCGUCCAGCUACCGAAACACGCAGCCUGCAAGCCACAACACCAACCAGUUGAGAAACAGCAGCUACGACAAGAACGAUGGCACCAUCCCCACUUUACAACAAGGCAUUCCGGAUCUCCUCCGCACAGUCACCAUGUCCUACCCAGCUGACCGGAGCACACUGAGCACCCGUUACACACCCGACGAUUGGUUCAAGUCCAACCAGGGCAACUACCGCCAGUCUGAGGCGUCUCGCCACAGCGCAGAGCGGCUGCGGCGUGACACCAUGCGCCUGAUCCAGGACAAGGAGCAGCUGACGCGACGCAUGCAAGAGAACACCAGCAAGGACAUCGGCGAGCGCCUCAACGACAUCGCCUUCUGGCGCUCGGAGCUGAGCCAUGAGGUGGACAACGUGGCGGGAGAGACCGUGGCGUUGGCCGAGGUCAAGCGGCGGCUGGAGAGGGCCUUGGCUGAGACCGAGCGGCCCCUUCAGGUGUCACAGGAAUGUAUGUACCACCGCGACAAGCGCAUGGCCAUCGACCUGGUCCACGACGACGUCGAGAAAGACCUGAUUAAGGAAGUGGAGGUCAUAAAGUCCUGUCAGACAAGGAUGAAGCAACAUCUGGAGAGAGCCACGGCCCAGCUAGCGUUGAACCGCGCGGCGCAGCACGAGCUGGAACGAGACCUGAGCGACAAAGUGACGGCGCAGAGGAUAGACGGCCGCUGCCAUCACCUGAGGAACACGUCAGACGGCAUCGGCUUCUUCCGCGGCAUUGAACGACUCGACCCCUCGGUCUCACUGCCUGAGUCGUGGUCCAAGUUCACCGACAACAACGUGCUGCGCUCGCAGGGCCAGCGCGCCGCCUCCCGCUCCCGCAAACUGCGCGACGAGAUCGAGGCGCUGCUCAACGGCACCUCCAGCGAAAUGUGGAGCCAGUUCAACAACGUCAACGUGUCCUUCACCAGCCGCGUGGCACAGACGGCCGACGCCCGCAACAGCCUACAGGCGCACCUCGCCAAGACCCAGCAAGAGAUUUUCCAGACGGAGAUGCUCAUCGAGUCCCUGAAGAAAGCUCUGCGGGACAAAGACAACCCACUCAAGGUGGCCCAGACCAGAUUGGAGGAGCGCACCCGCCGGCCCAAUGUGGAGCUCUGCAGGGAUAACCCGCAUCACAGGCUAGUGGAGGAGAUUCGGGAGAUCGAAGACACCAUCCGCAAGCUGCAGGAGAGGUUGCUAGACGCCGAGAGCAGCCUGCAGUCUCUGCUGAGGACUAAAGUGACGCUGGAGCACGACCUCUCCAUCAAGGCCAACUCGCUUUUCCUGGACCAGGAGAAAUGCAUGAGCAUACGCAAGACCUUCCCCAGCGUACCGCGACUCACCGGAUACACUUGAACAAUAUUUAGUGGACACUUGAGCGACUUACUAGCCGUGCGGAAGGUGAUUGUGUGACAACGAAACAUGUGACUUGACAUUUUGGUGUGCGUUUCGUGAAAAAAAGAA